AUGGAAGUGAUUGUUUGUGUAGACUUGGUCCGACGCAGAAUAAUUUCAGAUCCAGCAACAAUGGGCGAUCAGGGUGUAUAUGCCUGUGUUGCGAACAAUCAACAUGGAGUGAUGGCAAAGAAUUUCAAAGCAGAAUAUACAUACUGA
Strongylus vulgaris is the source of this 147-nucleotide messenger RNA. The record is from the annotation of a GenBank genome assembly. NCBI's taxonomy places the organism in Eukaryota, Metazoa, Nematoda, Chromadorea, Rhabditida, Strongylidae.